Messenger RNA from Pseudopipra pipra, 3168 nucleotides. RefSeq names its product leucine rich repeats and calponin homology domain containing 2 (gene LRCH2). The record is from RefSeq and is a predicted model, not a curated record. The transcript is spliced from 20 exons. Lineage: Eukaryota; Metazoa; Chordata; Aves; Passeriformes; Pipridae. The coding region runs from base 17 to 2191 and encodes 724 amino acids. Gene Ontology annotation, molecular function: protein binding.
GGAGGGGCCGGUCAGGAUGGCGGCCGGGCAGGGGGGCGGCGGCGGCAACAACGGGAGCGGCGGCGGGAGCGGAGCGGCGGGGCUGGGCAUCCCCGCGCACCUCACCCUCUCCUUCUCGGCCGGGCCGCACUGGGGCGCGGCCGCUCUGCCGCAGCCGCACACGGUGCGCAGCCUGGAGCGGGCCCUGGAGGAGGCGGGCAGCUCGGGCAUCCUCUGCCUCAGCGGGAGGAAGCUGCGCGACUUCCCCGGCAGCGGCUGCGACCUGAGCGACACCACGCAAGCGGAUCUUUCAAAGAACAGAUUUACUGAAAUUCCUCCUGAUGUCUGGCUGUUUGCACCACUGGAAACUUUAAAUUUGUAUCACAACUGCAUCAAAUCCAUUCCAGAAUCUAUUAAAAACCUGCAAAUGCUCACCUACCUUAACAUUAGUCGAAAUCUUUUGUCGACGUUGCCAAAAUACCUGUUUGAUCUUCCACUGAAAGUUCUGGUUGUCAGUAAUAACAAGCUGGUCUCCAUUCCAGAGGAAAUUGGGAAGCUGAGAGAUCUGAUGGAGUUGGAUAUUAGCUGUAAUGAACUUCAGGUCCUUCCCCAGCAAAUAGGAAAAUUGCAGUCACUUAGAGAAUUGAACAUAAGAAGAAACAAUCUCCAUAUGCUGCCAGAUGAACUAGGGGACCUUCCCUUGGUAAAGCUGGAUUUUUCGUGUAAUAAAAUUACAGAAAUUCCAAUUUGUUACAGAAAGUUACGUCACUUACAAGUUAUACUUUUGGAUAACAAUCCAAUGCAGAUACCACCAGCACAGAUAUGUUUAAAGGGUAAAGUACAUAUAUUUAAAUUCCUCAGCAUCCAGGCGUGCCUCAGAAUAGACAAAAAACCAGAUUCUUUGGAUCUUCCAUCAUUAGGUAAACGAGUCCCCUCCCAGCCACUCACAGACAGCAUGGAGGACUUUUAUCCCAAUAAAAAUCAUGGACCAGACUCUGGCAUUGGAAGUGAUAAUGGAGAUAAAAGGUUGUCCACCACAGAACCAUCUGAUGAUGAUACAAUCAGCCUUCACUCCCAGGUAUCAGAAUCAACAAGGGAACAGACAUUAAGGAAUGACAAUCAUGUCAUGGGAAGCAAACUCGAUCCUCAGAAAGACCAGGAGGCCUAUGACUACAUUGAUCCAAAUGCAGAAGAGGGAGCUCUUCCUGAGCAGGGAGAUGCACAGAUUGGCACAUUGCUCUCCUAUGUCAAGGAACGGGGAAAACAUCCUGAGAAAUCCCAGAAAAUAGAACAGAAUGAGGACUGGGGAGAUGAAAAAAGGCUUCAGAAAGAACAGCUGCUGGCUGAAGAUGAUGAUGAACUCAAAGAAGUGACUGACUUGAGAAAAAUAGCAGCCCAGUUACUGCAGCAAGAACAAAAACACAGGCUUCUUAAUCACUCAGUUUCAGUAAACACAAGGAACAGGCCAAAGCAGCCAAUGGAAUCUGAAAAAUGUGUCUCAGCAAAUGAAGUGAAUUCCCCAGUGUCCCCAUACAGCUGGCAGCCACUGGAAAACCAGAAGGAUUCAGUGAAUGAGCAGCAUUGGCCAGAAACACAGCCAGUGAUCUGGCAGAAUGAAGAAAGAAGGAGAAGUAAACAAAUUAGAAAAGAAUAUUUCAAGUAUAAGUCUUCCAGAAAGAGUUCAAGUGGAAAUGAAAAUGAUGAGGAUUAUGAAAGGACAGAUAGUAACACUCAUGGUCCAUUUGGUCUCAAACCAAGGUCAGCUUUCAGCCGUGCCUCACGCCAGGACUAUGGUGCCGUGGAUCCUGGAUUUACAAUGAGGAGGAAAAUGGAACAUUUGAGGGAAGAAAGGGAACAAAUCAGACAGCUUCGCAAUAACCUUGAGUCAAGGUUGAAGGUGAUUUUGCCAGAUGACAUUGGAGCAGCGUUGAUGGAUGGGGUGGUUCUUUGCCAUUUAGCCAAUCACAUAAGGCCACGAUCUGUUGCCAGCAUUCACGUCCCAUCGCCAGCAGUGCCUAAACUCAGUAUGGCAAAGUGCCGAAGAAAUGUUGAAAACUUUCUCGAUGCUUGUAAAAAACUGGGCGUUCCACAGGAGAGACUUUGCCUGCCUCAUCACAUUCUGGAGGAAAGGGGUCUGGUGAAGGUUGGCCUCACAGUUCAAGCUCUGCUUGAAUUGCCGGCAUUGAAAGUAUCUCAGCUCUCCUCUGUGUGACGUGACUUCUUGGAAGCUCGACAACUUCCCAUUUGCUCUGUUGCUAUGGAUUGCUCUGAGGCAGUUCAGCCUCCUAUGUGGGAACACCCAAGCCAUCAAAAACUAAUAUCUGUCCAGAUGCUGUAGAGAGCCUUACUCUGGAGCUGUAUGUGAAAACCUUGGAGUCAGUUCGCAGUUGAAAGACCAUAAUUAAUCUUUUUUUUCUUUCAUAAUUGGAUGUACAAAGAGGUUGUGGUAGCAUCAGGUUCUCUUUCUAGUUAAGUUAAAAGCUGCCAUUUGACAUCUCAGUGUUACAGUUAAAUGCUGGAUUCCUGUUUUUACAUCGCAAAUGUUUGAAUUAUUUGAGAAGUACAAAGCACACCCCCCCCGUCACUUUAAUCUCUUGAGUCAAUCAUUUGAUUUAAAGGUAAGACAACAAUGUAGCGAUGGUGUGAUGGUAAAAAUGAGCAACUGAUCACUUGUAAUCCCCUUUCACUCUCUGAAAGCUUAAUAUUUGCGUUCUUUAUUUUUUGCACUCCUGAUUGUAACUUACGCACUUCUGACAUUGCCAGUAUUGAGUCUGAGUGGCUGGUGAUUACACAAAGCAGUAUACAAUGGGAAAAGGACACGUUUUAUUGAGUUUUUCCAGUCUUCUAGGUUGGUGCCAAAUAUUUUUUUUUUUCAGUUGUACUGUAGAUUGUUUACAUGUGAAGUGCCUGUGUAAUUGAUAAUUCUUAAUAGUCUUAAACAUUUUUGAAAUUUCCUUGUUUAAAAUAGACAAAAUGGAAAUUUUUUAAUAUUUUAAUAGUUUUUUUGUAAAAUCAGUAUGUGAAGAUUUAAGUAAUACUUCACAUUUUUGAUGUUGGGUGUUUUAAGUUUGUUGCACAAUUUACUUGGUUAUUUGUUGUCUAAUAAUUAGAAAAUACUGUAAAUACUUUUUAUUUAUGAUAUUUAAUUUGAUAAUACCUAAUUACUUUUGGUUUAAUGUAUUGUUGGAC